ACACCCUAAAAUACUUCCAAUAUAAGCAAAUACCGUCCUGGAAUUGCAAAUAUUUUUUUUAAUGCGCCUUUUCUUAACCGCUAUAUUACUUUUCAACAAUAAGAUAUGAAACACUGCACGUAAGGCCUAAUGACUAUAUGUUCUGUAAAUGAGCUUUAAAUCCCUACCCCAGUUUUACCUACCAGUGUGUGUAUCGCCCAGAACGAGCAAUGAGGAAACAUGGAGCUUCGGUAAUUCGACACGCGCCUGUUUAAUUUUUGGUAGACAGUUAAAAAAUCAAUGCCCAUACAUAGAUAAACAUCGGAAAUUCUUUCUUAAUCUUUUUUUUUUUUUUUUUUAUAAAUUGAUCGAAUUUCAUCAAAUGCGCUUUGAGUAUACAAGUAUAUAUAAAAAUGCCCACCCCCUGAUUUUGCUGAUGAACGCGUACACGUGUACAGUAUAUCAAGAUAUUUACCGCAACAUGUACAACAUUUAAAAGUUUAAAGUAAUUUGAAGGUGUAUCGAUUUUAUAGGUCUUUACUUUGUAACUCUCUUUUGUGAAAAAAUCUUCUGGUUCGAUAACUUUUAAACCCCUAGGCCGCAAAAGAGAUAGGGAAUUCACAACUUGAGCAUUCGCCAGGUUGAAGUUGCCCGUGUUUUACUCGCGUUCAAUAGUCUACCUAUAUUUGGGGUAGGUACCAUGGAAACACAGAGAGAAAAGGAAGAACUUUCUGAUGAAGUGAGUAUUGUGGAGUGCCGUAUAUGUUCGAAAUGGACAACCCGGCCAAGAUGCUUACCCUGCGUGCAUUCAUUUUGCGAAACAUGUUUACAGUCGUACAUUCAGAAAAAGGCCGAAGAGAAAACUCGAACUGGUUCCACAGACGAAGAAAAGCUGUUGACUGACUAUCAUUGUCCCGUUUGUAACCACAAGGUUAAUGUUGCUGAUUCUGAAAUUCCCUCAAGUGCCUGGCCAAAGUUACUUCCGAGAAAUCGUUUGCUGAUUACAAUAGUUGAAAAACUUUCACUGCAACGCGCCAAAUUUUGCGAUCCCUGUAAGAGGGGAGACGAGGAAACGGAAGCAGUGUCUUGGUGUCGAGACUGCGGCGAGGCUCUGUGCAUUCAGUGUACAACUUAUCAUAAACGAGUCAAAAUGUUAAUGGAACAUGCAGUAUUUUCAUUGGAAGAAAUUCGAAAACAACCAAGAAAAAUCGCCGAAACAGAGGAAAUCUGUUCUUUACACCCUGGUAAGAACGUAGAAGCUAUCUGCCACAACCACGACAAGCUGUGUUGUAUGGAUUGCGUGGCCUACAACCACAGUGAGUGCAAACAAGUCAUUCCUAUAACAGAUGCAGCAAAAGAAAUCAAGGGCAGCAGAGACAUUACCAAUUUAAUCAUCAAAAUGAAGCAAAUCGACAACCAAGCUGUUUCUGUCAUAGAAAGUCAAUCUGCUAACAUGGAAGAACUACAAAAACAGCAAGACACCAUGAUAUCUGAAAUUCAAAAUCUGAGAGCAGAAAUAACGAGGCAUUUAGAAGCAAUGGAACAGCGGUUUAGAGAGGAUUUUUCAAUCAUGCACAAGGCUUUAUUGGAAAAGCUAGAAAUUCAAAGCAGAGAAUUUGGCUACAUUCACGAAGCAAUUAACAAUGGUCAAAAGGUGCUGACCGUUUCCCUCUCUCAUGGCUCAAGUGACCAAGUGUACGUCACCGCUCACAAACUGAAAAACAUUUGUAAAGAGUAUGAAAAGUUCAUCAAGACAGAGAGCAGACACAUCUAUCACCAUGACUACAAUUUAGAGUUUAAUGAAGCUAUAGAAGGUUUCACGACAAAAGUUAAUUCCAUUGCCAAAAUUAACAUUGACAGAUCUCCAACUAAUACGGUUCCUACAUUUAUGAAGGACAUGGUUGCUACGCAUCUUGGAGACAUUAAGGGGAAGUCUUCCUCAGACACAUUUCAUCCAUGGUUUACCAGCGGAAUCUUUCUUCCGAAUGGAAAUCUGAUAUUGACAGACUUCAAGAAUAAAAAAAUAAAAUGCUUCAACAACCAGGACACUUUGGUGUCUGAACUUUCAUUGGAGUUCCAACCAUGGGGAGUGGCUCUUUUCGAGCCUAACGUCUUAAUAAUAACCAUGCCCGACCGCCCAGAGUUAAGAUUUAUUUCACUUAAAAAUGGAAGUGAAAUGGAACUUUGCGAAAACACGAUAGAGACCAUAGCUGGUUGUCACAAUAUUCAAGUUGCAGAGGACAAAAUAACCAUAGCAUGUUCCACAGAAGUUCGAAUCUUGUCUAAAGAAGGCGUCCUAGAGAGAGUCAUUGAUAUCAAAGAUCGAGGCACACGUUACGCCCACAGAGCUUCUAACGGUACAGUGUCCUUUACAAAUAAGGUAUCUCUUGUAAGCACGAAAGACAACACCGAAAUAAUGCAAUAUUCUGACAAGGACCUGCGUUCGCCUCGCGGCUUUGCUGAAGAUAAAGAGGGAAACUUUUACAUAUGUGGUAUGGAUUCCAACAAUGUCCACCAAGUGCGGCCCAGCGGUAGCCUUGUGAAGCUGCUGCUUCAUUCAAAAAGUGGGAUCAGGAACCCGUACGCUGUUGGUAUCGAGGACUCGACCAACCGAUUUUUCGUAACUCAAAUGGACUGUGAAGUUGUGAAAAUGUAUCGCCUGAUAACAGAUUGGUGAUUAUCUAGAUCUCCGAUUGACACAAGUACUUUGCCGUGUAUAGCAUUAUCAUAAUAGAGGACUAUAUCUUUUAGGGUGUUGAUUUAACUGACUGCCACAUGUCAACAGUCAGGUCGAAUUAAAAUGAGGGGACCUGUACUUCUGUUAUUUGAAACGAAUAAACAUAAUAUAACUUAGUAAUACUACACGCUCUCUAAUAAAUCUGCCGAAAUCGACCCAUCAUGAAUUCGUGCUGUAGAAAAUCCGUCUUGACUAAAAUGUAGACCAACAACCAUACUUUGAAAAAUCCAUUUUCUUUUUGCUUCCUUGCAUAUGUAUAAAUUCAUUAUGUACAGCUUUCGUCUAAAUAAUGGUUUCUCAGAACUCCCUCGAUAUACAUGUUCCAGUAUAUAUUUAAGAUAUUUUGAGGAACACUUGGUAAUUUUCAGUUCUGCUGCACUUUUAACCGAACGCAUCCAAUAUUGAAACCUGAACCGGCAUAUAAACGGCGAGUUUAAAAAUUAGAAUUUAAGAAACUGCGUGGUUUUUGUGGUGUUUUUUUUAAUAUUCUUUAAAAACCUACAAUAUAUUCUAAUGAAUUGAUCAACUUUAUUUGCGUUUUAUAUAUAUGUCUACUCAAUAAAAAUUGUGAAGUUUUAAAUAUUGUAUUCUGAUAAACUAAACACAACAUAAAAUUGCAUUAAGCUUUUAUUCUAGGGAGGAGGUUUCCCCUCAAAUCCGCCAGUGAUAAACAUCCCAAAUAGACCUGAAAUUUGAAGAACCUUUGUAAAUAUACAAAAUCCCCUGAUGAUAGUUUGUUCGAUACAGUGUAUAUGAUUAAAAAGUAUAUUUUCUUUGACUUUCAUUCAAUGGGCAGAUGAAUUAAUCACACUUGAAUUACUAAGCCUUUGCAUUUAUAUCAACUUAGUAGUUUUUCUUCAAAUAACGUACUUAUCAUAAUCUAUACUUUAAAAUUAACAAUUUUUGCCAAUAAAUUCCGAGAUGCGUGCUCCAGAGUUACUGCUUGCACCUUUAGUAUUGUUUCAUAUGUGAGGUGAAGUCCGUAUAUAAGCUAUAGUAGAAUCUUACUUAAUUAGUAAAUAUCGUAAAAUAAAUUUAAAACCUACUUUCGUUUUCGAUUUCUGAUAUGGGCGGACUUCAUUUGUCCAAGAUCGGCGUACGCCGAAAUGCGCCGGUCAUAUGACCGGCGUAAAACGGCGAAUUGGCAAAUGAAGUAAACCGGCGUGAAACAAACAUGGAUGAACAUGUUGUUGUUACAACGAAACACAGAUUUUUUCGUAGUUUCUUAACAAUUUCUUUUUAUCUGCCAGCAUGAUAAGUAAUGCAUUGUGCAACCUCGGUAUACUUCGCAUAUGAGCAAAGUUGUGCAGUAUAGAGGAAUUAAACGUUAUAUUAAAGCUACGAAUGAACAUUUAUUUAAUCAAUGCAUUCAAUCAAUGAACAUGCCGAUCUAUUAACAAAUAUCUACAUUUUUUCAUCUCAUAGCAUCAUCUUACCGUGAGCUUUCCGCCAUUCUUGAAAAAUCGACGAAUUCCACGCCGGUCUUUCUAAACCGGCAAGAUCGGCGUACGCCGGCGAACCUUUCCCGGACAAAUGAAGCAACAAGCCGGGUAACCAAAGGUCAAGCGGCGCAUUCGGCGUACGCCGGUUUGACAAAUGAAGUCCUAGUGGCGGAUCUACAUGUAAACCAGUUUUGGUGUUGUUGUUUUGUUUUUAAAGAUAACACGAUAUGAACUAAAUCGAUUGAUUAUCGAUGCUUGAUUUUGAUCUUACAGAAGAAAAAAAUUGAUAAUUGUUGAAUGAAUAAAACAUUCCUGACAACUUCG
Messenger RNA from Ostrea edulis (European flat oyster), 4482 nucleotides. Its product is annotated as transcription intermediary factor 1-beta-like. Bases 680 to 2656 code for a protein of 658 amino acids. Lineage: Eukaryota; Metazoa; Mollusca; Bivalvia; Ostreida; Ostreidae. The record is from RefSeq and is a predicted model, not a curated record. The transcript has 2 exons. Gene Ontology annotation, molecular function: zinc ion binding.